Melanotaenia boesemani (Boeseman's rainbowfish) is the source of this 1961-nucleotide messenger RNA. It is a transcript of the gene scn3b, whose product is annotated as sodium channel, voltage-gated, type III, beta. Bases 347 to 1012 code for a protein of 221 amino acids. The record is from RefSeq and is a predicted model, not a curated record. Gene Ontology annotation, molecular function: sodium channel regulator activity. Gene Ontology annotation, cellular component: voltage-gated sodium channel complex. NCBI's taxonomy places the organism in Eukaryota, Metazoa, Chordata, Actinopteri, Atheriniformes, Melanotaeniidae. The transcript is spliced from 7 exons. Gene Ontology annotation, biological process: regulation of heart rate by cardiac conduction; sodium ion transport; ventricular cardiac muscle cell action potential.
GCCAGCGUUAAGUGACUGCUGAAAAAAACAGACAGUGAGCCGCGGCUGGGAAAUGUCAUCAGCAUUGGAAACAGACUUCCAACAAUCAAUAUGGUUAUUCUUUGAGGGAUGAAAUGAGAGAACCGGUUUCGCUGUUUUUGUUUGAAUACGAACGGGACUCCAGAUCUCGAAUCAACGUGAAGAGGGAAGUUAUCUUAGCUCCCAUCCGCCGAGGAGAGGCGCUGUCCCUGGUCCUGAAGUCACUUCAACAGCUCGGUCAUCUCACCCAAGACCUCGUGCGAAGACAACUUGAGGCAAAGCAAGUAAAUAAGACUCUGUCCACCAGCAGCUCCUAAAAGAGCUGAAUAUGGUAACUCUGUACAGAGUUCAUCUGCAAACUUUGAUACUUUUGGUUUUUGUUGUUCACCUGAGCAGGCCGGUAUGUGUUGAUGUGCCGUCAGAGACCGAAGCAGUCCUUGGGAAGUCCAUGAGGCUGACAUGCAUCUCCUGUAUGAAGAGGGAGGAGGUCAAAGCAAAGACACGCGUGGACUGGUACUACAAGUUAGAAAGAGAAGAAAACACCAAACCUGACAAAACUCAUAUAUACAAAUAUGAAAAUGACAGUCCAAUGGAUGUAGAUGGACCAUUUAAAGGACGUCUGGCCUGGAAUGGGAGCCAAGACUUGCAAGAUGUUUCCAUUGUGAUCCUUAAUGUCACUUAUAAUGACAGUGGUCUUUACGAGUGCAAUGUUCUUCGUGAGUUUGAGUUUGGCUUUUUUACCCCCUCAUUCACCACUACGAAGAACAUCUCACUCAAUGUGAAAGAAAAAGCCACUCACGACACCACAGCCAUCUACUCGGAGAUCAUGAUGUAUGUACUGCUGGUGUUCUUGACCUUCUGGCUUCUGGUAGAAAUGGUCUACUGCUACAGGAAGAUCUCCAAGUCUGAUGAGCAGGCUCAGGACACAGCGACAAACUACCUAGCCAUUCCCUCUGAGCACAAAGACAAUCCAGCUGCUCCCGUUACCGAAUAAAAGCAGUUUUCAUUGACACGAUACUGAUCAUGAUGGGAUGUCGUGUUGUGUGCAGAUGCUAUGAUCUCAUCUGGACAAUAUGAACGCAUCAUUACUCUCAGACAGCCAUGUGAAUCCUGCCUAUCGACCUCCCCUGUGUAUCGACUGUGUCUUGUGAAGAGCCAGUCAAAAAUGUCCAAGUGCUCAAUUUUUCUGCUCCUUUUCCUCCCUUUAGUCACCUCUGUGCCAAUCAAUCAGUAGCUUACAGAGCAAAAAUGUUGGUGUCUUGCACUUAAUAAUGUCAAUGCUAUAUUUGGACCUGCAGUUGCGUACACUUAAUAACCUUUUCCUAGUAGUUAAUCGUGCCUCUGUGAUUUCUAUAACCUGUAUGACUUGAGGAGAGAAUCUAUCCCAAUCUUGUCAACUUGUAUAAGAAUUCUGUUGUACCUGUUUAUUUUAUUACCUUUUUAUAGACCAUGGCAUGAUUUUUGGGUCAGUUUUAUUUGUAUUGGCCCAAAGUCUUUUUAAGAAUUUUGGGUUUGAAAGCUUUUAUACAGUAUGGAUGUGCAUUUAGCUCUUGUAUUUAGUUUUUCUAUAUGCACUGAUGAAUUCACAAUGUCAUGGAAAUGUACAGAUAAAAUGACUCAAUUUCCAUUCAUCUGAAUUCAUCUAGACCUCCUUCCUUUACUCUCCUCUGUGUACAUUUUUAAUCCAUGUUCAGCUCUGAUGUACAAUCAGUAGUCUUACUGCACUCAAUUGCUCUAAAAUGUAUUCAUGAAGCUUUGACUGUUGCUGAAGUUCUGCAGUAGCAUAGCUAUUGAGAAUAAAUGUGUGCCUCUUUUUACAGUGCAGCACUGUGGAAUUGUUUAUAAUCUGAUUCAAUCAUUUCAUGCUGUUCUGUUACAGAUACAAUAUCUCAUGUGUGAGUGAACUACUUUUUAACUAUUAAACAGUGCAAUGCACAGCUUGA